Molecule: messenger RNA, 1871 nt
Organism: Tripterygium wilfordii
Lineage: Eukaryota; Viridiplantae; Streptophyta; Magnoliopsida; Celastrales; Celastraceae
Product: geraniol 8-hydroxylase-like
Exons: 2
Coding region: 152-1678 (508 amino acids)
Molecular function (GO): iron ion binding; oxidoreductase activity, acting on paired donors, with incorporation or reduction of molecular oxygen; monooxygenase activity
Source: RefSeq, a predicted model, not a curated record
AGAUAACCUAUUGAUGGUCCGAUGUAUCCAAAGCGGACAAUAUAAUUGGUGUGUGGAGCGUGGAUUUACAACAUCCACUAUUAGGAACUCCUCCUUUAUAUGAUACACUGAAAGCAAAGCCUAGCUAUCUCAGCUUACUUGAAACGUAGGCAUGGAGUUCUAUGCAUAUCUUUUCUUCUCUUUGCUCCUCUUGAUAUGUAUUCGUGCCCUUUUACAACUUACAAAGAAGAAAAAACUUCCCCCAGGACCAACAGGCCUUCCCAUUAUAGGAAACCUCCUUGCAAUAGGUGACAGACCCCAUCAUUCCUUAACCAAGCUAGCCAAAACCUAUGGUCCAUUGAUGACAAUUCGACUAGGCUUCAAUACUACCAUAGUUGCUUCUUCCGCGGAGAUGGCAAGAGAAAUCCUUUUAAAGAAGGAUCGAGCCUUUUCCGGCAGGCCAGUUCCAGAUGCAAUCACAGCUGAAAAGAACUACCAUAUGUCUAUAUUAUGGUUACAGUGUGGUCCAAAAUGGAGAAGCCUUCGAAAGGUAUGCAAUACAAAGAUUUUUAGCUCGCAGAGGCUAGACGCGCAAAAAGACCUGCGAUGUCAAAUGAUGGAUGAAAUGGUGAAGCGCGUGAUGGUGGCCAGUGAAGCUGGAGAAGCCAUUGGAAUACGGAGUUUGGUGUUUCAAACUGCGUUAAGUUUGUUAACCAAGUCCAUGUUCUCCGACGAUAUGAUAGUGGAUGAAAAAUCAAAUGCUGUUGAAGAACUGGAAGUGUUGAUUGAAAGGAUAAUGGAGUUGGAAGCAACACCAAAUCUUUCGGAUCAUUUUCCUUUCCUCAAACCUUUUGACCUGCAACACAUAAGGCGAAAGAUGAAGGUUUCUUACGAUCGCGUUCAUGAGCUGAUCGACCAGGUUAUCGAUCAACGUUUGAACCGAAGAGCGUCCCAAUUGCCAAGAUCGAAUGAUUUACUUGACACCCUCCUUGACCAUUGCGAUGAGCAUGCUGCAGAGGAGUUCAACCAUGAUGAUAUCAGCCUUUUACUAUUUGUAAGUUCAUCUCCCCUGCAUUUUAGAUCAGACAUGUACAUCGGAGGAACUCAGCCCAUCACCGCCACAGUGGAAUGGGCAAUGGCAGAGCUGCUUCGCAACCCAAUAAUAAUGGACAAGGCAAAACAAGAGCUGGUGGAGACGAUUGGUCAUGAGAAACACAUUGAAGAGAAGGACAUCCUACAACUUCCCUACCUACAAUGCAUAUUGAAAGAAACAAUGCGUUUGCAUUAUCCGGUACCUCUUCUCAUCCGCCAUUGCACUGACACAGAUAUCAAAAUAUGUGGAUAUUCCAUUCCCAAGCACACCAGUGUGUUUGUGAAUACAUGGGCAUUAAUGCAAGACCCCGAGAACUGGGAAAACCCAACACAAUUUAUACCAGAGAGGUUUAUGGAGUCAGAAUUGGAACUUAUGGGAACGAAUCUCAAUUUCAUGCCAUUUGGUUCUGGAAAGCGUAUUUGCCCUGGAUUGAGUCUUGGAGUUAGAAUGACAAGCUUGUUGUUGGCUUCUCUCAUCAACCAUUUUGACUGGAAGCUUCCUGAUGGAAUGGCAGCCCAGGACAUGGACAUGACAGACAAAUUUGGUGUUGCACUGCAAAAGGCUAUACCGCUUGUUGCCAACCCAAUGGUCAGUUCCCGUGGCUAAUCAAUUUUCGGUGCUUCCAUUGUGAUCUUUGCCAAGUUGUGUGAACCAAUCAAUUUGCUAAAACCGUCGUAUUUGUCCCCAGUCAUGCCCCAGUAUGUAAUAUUUAUAAACUGCAUUUCUCUCUCUCUCAUGCACAAAUUGUCUUGCAUUACAGAUUGCUUGCAGAGUUGGUUCGGUAGGGAAUAUUUAUCAA